Dermacentor albipictus is the source of this 2392-nucleotide messenger RNA. Its product is annotated as nose resistant to fluoxetine protein 6-like. NCBI's taxonomy places the organism in Eukaryota, Metazoa, Arthropoda, Arachnida, Ixodida, Ixodidae. Gene Ontology annotation, molecular function: acyltransferase activity, transferring groups other than amino-acyl groups. The record is from RefSeq and is a predicted model, not a curated record.
UGGAGGCUCUGCUCCUGCUGCUAUCGUGGUAGCCAAAACCCUCCACUUGCUGGCACACGCAACGAUGGAAAACAUGGUACUGGGCGCGCUGAUAUUGCUGUUGGCUCAACAAGCUGUGACGCAGAGUGCGACAAACACUUCCAGCGGUAGUAGACUCGUGUCAACUAUGAAAAUCGCGGGAACUAGGGGAAACAUCCAAGACAACUCUGACUACAUGUCGAUGCUACGAGGCGCUUUAGCCCGUGGCUUCGCCAGCAUUCCGGCUUCCGUGAAGUUCCAGCUGCUGAAAGCCGAUGUGAGCCGGGAGUGUCAAGUGGGCCUGCUGCGAUCGUUGCGUGGCUUUCUGAAGCUCGACCCGUGGGCUCUAAGACUUUUCGACGCGUCUGGAAAGUACCCGACGGGAUUGUUGCAAGGCUCACGUGCUGACAUGGGAGCCUUCGACGAGUGCCUCGAAACAGAGGCGCAUGACAAAAGCGGAAACGUGUUCACUCGAGGCCAGUAUUGCAACUUCGUUGCCUACAUCAAGAAUAGCACUGCCGCGAAAGGCACUAUUGAGGCCUUGUCAAAUGUCCUGCACCCGAAGUUUCAAUACUUCAAGGAUAUCUCCACCUUGGUAGACGGCCCCUUUGUUCGCCUUGGGAUUUGCUUCAUAGACCUGUGUGGCCAGGACGACUUGCAAGUUCUCGUAGACUCAUUGAAACUGUCAAUCAUUCACCUUGAAGUGUCGAAUUGUGUAACUGCGGGACCGGAACCCUGGACUACAGCGCAAAUUGCGAUCACGUCGUGUCUUGGUGUGCUUCUAGUUAUCAUCAUAUUUGCUACUACAAUGGAUUACAUGGCAAAAACGAGUCCGGAAAACAACAAGAAACGCAGUGCCCUUUUCAAAUUCGUUGUGGCUUUCUCCGCCACAUCGAACACGCGCGACCUGCUCAAGGUGGCCGACAAGUCAAAUGCCGACCAGUACGCCAUGCAGUUCAUGCACGGCAUGCGUUUCCUGUGUCUCGUUCACCUCGUGAUUGGUCAUUUUUACAUAACUCUGUCGGACUCUUGGUCGCGUUUGCUGAACAUGUUCAUCAGUUCUGACAAGUGGACCCACAUGAUCAGCGCAGCAGCGUCCAACAGUGCGGGGACGUUCUUUUUUCUUAGUGGAUUUCUUCUGUGCUUUACUACGAGCAGACAAACUGGAAACGGGCUUGUUGUCUUCGCUACAGACGUGGCGAAAAGGCUUAUAAGGUUUUGCUUACCUCUUUUUUUCAUCAUCAUCUGCUUGUAUCUCCUUCCCCAUUUGGUCACUGGGCCGAACGCAAGAGCAUUCUUUCAAAAGUUCUCCGAUGAAGUCUCCAAUCACUGGUGGCAGUUGCUUCUCCAAAUCAGGAACUUCUAUGAGAUUACUAUUUGGGACGUGCUACCCCACACUUGGUACUUAUCGGCGGAUUUUCAACUCUUUCUGGUCGCGCUUCCGACGCUUCUGAUAUUGAGAGGUCGCAAGAUGGCGCUCGUGGCUGUGUUCUCCGUGCUUUCGGUGCUUAGCUGUGCUAUCGGAACAUUGGGCGUGGCGCGCAGUAAUCUGCUGCCAUUUAUGAUUUUUCCAGGCCCUGACGUGAAUUUGCUCGAGAAAACAUAUGGGGACUACUACAUCCGGCCAUACUAUCACGGCGUCUGCUACUUCAGUGGCUGUAUGACGUUUAUCUUGAUGAAGGACUUCAGGAAGAGAAAUAUCUCGAAGAGCAUGCAGCUGGCAGGCUGGUGCGUGUCCGUGACCUGCGGCUUGACCUCAGUGUUCGGCAAGUUGGCGUGGUACAGGAGCCCGAAUCCUACUUCUGAGGCUGUCACGCUCCUUGCGGCCUUCUUCGACCGCAUUCUCUGGUCCAUAUUCGUUACCUGGAUGACACUAGCGUGUUUCUCAGGUCGAGCAGGAUUCGUCGGCAAGUUCCUUUCCUGGAAGGCCUUCGUGCCAUUGAGCAAGCUUUCGUUCGGCGUCUACCUCAUCCACUUGCCAUUCAUGCAGCUCAUGCUACACGCGUCCAGGGAAAGAGUACUUUGGUCCCACUUUAACUUGGUGACACUGGGCUUUGCAGUGCUAGUUUGGAGCUUCCUGUUGUCUUAUCUGACAUACCUCGCCUGCGAAGCGCCAACAACAAAGCUGAAUAGCCUCAUCUUCACCAGAAUCGUUGGAAGAGAAGAUGCUCGAAAACAGAAGCAACCGGAACAGUCUGCUUGAAACACGAGUCAGCGAUAAAAGCGGAAAGAAGUUUCGUGUCAAAACUGGUCAGAGCCGCCAUGUAUAAACAACGGCAGGAAUAAUCACCCAAUAUAAAGUGCUGUGCGGAACUUCGCUAGGGCUGUAGUCGGGUGGGGAACGUGAAACGAUCGGAAUAAUUUUCUUGAAAAA